UUUGGGAUUGGGAAUUUUACGCUUGGGAAAAAUGUGAGCAUUGGGUAUUUGGCUAGUGCAAUCCAAGGAAUAGGAGCUUUCAUAAGUAAGAAAAGUGUUUGCUAGAAGAACAAGACUCGUUUAGUGUUGUUUAUAGUGUUUGAUUGUGAACGUAUCUUAGGCCAAAGGGCUAUGAUGAUAACUUUGGGUUUAUCUGAAAUUAUUUCAAAAUGGAAAGGAGAAAACUAUUUCAAUUGGAAGACAAGCUGCUUCAGAAAUCCCACUACUGGAGGAUUCUGUUGGCUAAAUCUCUUAGGAACUGCUCUCUACAGUCUCAUAAUGAUAUCUAUCAGCUGCUGUGUAUAUUUCACCUUUAGAUGAGCUCUUUAUGCUGAUAUCAACCAAGGAAUCCUCACAAGCAUCUUUGGGCUCUCGUCUCUAAUCUCAGCCGUUCUUGCUUACUUUAUGUUCGGAGAUAGGCUCAAGAAGUAUCAUGUAAGUAUUUGUGAUAACUUGUAGGUGACAGGAAUGAUAAUGAUUCUAGCCUGAAUUUUUGGAUUUGCAUUUGCUCAAAGCUCUAAAAAGCAUGAAAGAGAAGCUUUAGUUGAUAAAGAAUUUUAUUCAGUUCUUUCAAUAACACUGGCAUGUAUGUGACCAUGAGGUUUUGCGAUUGCUGGGAUGACGGCAAGAUACUUCUCUGAGAAUUACGGGUUGGAUCCCUUGACAUUGACAGCUUCUAAAUAUACCAUCUAAUGCUGACUGUAUGCUCCAUUUGUUAUUUUUAUUUAUGCCACAGAGAAGCAUCAGUUUAUUCCAAACGAGUUCAUUAUAAUUGCUUUUUCAGGAGGAAUUAUGUCACUAGCAAUAGUAUGUGUAAACAAAGCUCUCACUCUCGGAUUAGCAGGCCCUGUAUUUUCCCUCGAAAACAUCGAAGUAAUUGUGAUGACAAUUCUGGACAUCAUAUUCAUGGGAGUGUACCCAAACUUAAUUGAAAUCAUAGCUGCUGGAUUUGGAAUUCUAGGUAUUCAAUAUAUCUUCGCUCUAAUCUCACAUAGGCUGCAUUACAAUCUGUCUUUAUCCAGAAAUUUCAAAAUUAUGGAGAAGAAAGCCGAAUACAUAUUAGACAUAUAUGAAGGUUCAGUAACUAUUAGAGAUAAAUUUCAUAUUUAAUUGAAUAUUUCAAGAAUUUGGAGACAUUAUUAAAUAUCAGAAUUUGUUAGUCACAAAAGUUUAGUUCUUUUCCUUAAGAAAUUUGAGGAGAAAUCAGUUAGAAGCAAAAAUAUUAAUUUGAAGAGAAACAGAAUAUUUAUGAACAAAUCCCAACCAGUCUAUACUCAAGUAUGAGAUUCAAUCGACUUGAAUUUAAGAAUUAUAAUAUUUCUUGUGUG
Moneuplotes crassus is the source of this 1367-nucleotide messenger RNA. The record is from the annotation of a GenBank genome assembly. Lineage: Eukaryota; Ciliophora; Spirotrichea; Euplotida; Euplotidae.